Oppiella nova is the source of this 429-nucleotide messenger RNA. NCBI's taxonomy places the organism in Eukaryota, Metazoa, Arthropoda, Arachnida, Sarcoptiformes, Oppiidae. The record is from the annotation of a GenBank genome assembly.
ACUGAAUAUAAUUUGAGUCUAAUUUGGUGUUCACUUGUAGUGGCCUUCAGUUUAAAAAUCUUGUUCUCAAUAACCGGCCUUUACUUCAGAGGCGGUGACGAAGCAAUAGGCGAGAGGUCUCUGACUAUAGUUUCGGGAUCUCUAUUCUUCUUGACGGCUAUGAUUGUGUUAAUCGCUGACGAAAACUUCUUGGAGUUUGGAUUAGUUCCGGCCUAUAAGAGCUUCAAUGAAAGUGCUUUUAAAUUACUAGAAACUCAUGCAAUUAGUGAAGGUAUGGGUAGUGGACCGACAUCUAUGCUUAUGGUUAAGUUCUUUCUGUCCAUUUGGUGCGCUAUUAUCGGCGCUUUCUUUACAUUUCCGGGACUCCGGAUCUCCAAAAUGCAUUUCGACGCCAUUAAGUACUCGUCCAAUGAUCCCGUCUCUCUGUGA